Molecule: messenger RNA, 1380 nt
Organism: Ramularia collo-cygni
Lineage: Eukaryota; Fungi; Ascomycota; Dothideomycetes; Mycosphaerellales; Mycosphaerellaceae
Product: probable neutral amino acid permease
Exons: 4
Coding region: 1-1380 (459 amino acids)
Biological process (GO): amino acid transmembrane transport
Cellular component (GO): vacuolar membrane
Molecular function (GO): amino acid transmembrane transporter activity
Source: RefSeq, a predicted model, not a curated record
AUGGACUACGAAAACAAACAUGCCCACGAGGACAUCUCGGAGAAGGGUGGUAUGGAGGACCUGACAAACACCUCCACCACCCAUGAUGCAGUCUUUGGAGAGAUCAGUGAGGACGGACCAAACUACCGCGAUGUUGGCUGGAUGGGAACGAUCGUGAUCAUGAUGAAGACUCAGAUCGGAUUGGGUGUACUCGGAAUUCCUUCUGUCCUUCACACUCUCGGUCUGAUUCCAGGUGUGAUCAUUCUUGUCAUCGUGGCUACGAUGACUACUUGGUCCGGAUGGAUGGUCGGGAGAUUCAAGUUGCUCCACCCUGAGGUUUACAACAUCGACGAUGCGGGUUUCCUGAUGGGUGGCCGGAUAGGACGAGAAGUCCUCUACUGGGGCUUCAACAUCUCGUCGGCCAUGCUGGGAAUCUCCAUUGGUCUCAACUCAUUGUCCACUCAUGGUACCUGUACUGCAGUCUUCGUUGCCGUGGCUGCCAUUAUCGGAUUCGGAUUCGGAAGCAUCCAGACACUCGGCAAGGUUGCUUGGAUUGCGUGGGUCGGUGUCUUUGGCAUUCUCAGCGCCGUCUUUACUCUUGCAAUUGCCGUUGCUGUUCAGGAUCGUCCAGAAGCCGCACCUCAAACGGGCGUGUACAAAUCCGACUACAAGCUCAUCGGAGAGCCUACCUUCGAGGAGGCGAUGAGUGCUGUGUGUACUAUGAUCUUCGCCUUCGCAGGAUCGCCAGCUUUCUUCUCCAUCGCCUCUGAGAUGCGUGACACACGCCUCUACACCCGGUCAUUGGUCAUUUCCCAGGCCGCCGUCGCCGCCGUAUACCUCGUGGUCGGUAUCAUUGUAUACUACUUCUGUGGAUCAUACGUUGCGUCUCCUGCCCUUGGAUCCGCUGGAGUCCUGAUGAAGAAGGUCUGCUACGGUCUCGCACUUCCAGGACUGGUCGCUAGCUGCAUGCUUUUCGUUCAUCUUCCUUCCAAGAACUUCUUCAUGCGCUUCAUGCGUGGUACUAAGCAUCUGACCGCCAACACCCCAACACACUGGAUCGCCUGGCUGAGCUGUACCGGAGGAGUGACCCUGGUCGGCUACAUCCUAGGCUCCGCGAUCCCAGUCUUUAGCAGUCUGAUCUCUUUGGUCGGUGCUCUCUUCGCUACCUUCAUGUCCUUCCAGCCUAUGGGAUGCAUGUACCUCUACGAUAACUGGAACCGCCCUCCAUCAGCAAGGACAAAGAGAUGGUACUUUGGGAUCUCGUGGGCUUUCUUCAUCAUCAUUAUUGGAACAUUUGURAUGGUGGCGGGUACAUACAGCACUAUCCUUGGAAUCAUCAAUGACAAGGGCAGGACAUCGCCAUGGUCUUGUGCGGAUAACUCGAACUCCAAGGCCGGCUAG